AUGGCAGUUAACGUUUACUUCACAUCUUCGACCAGCGACAACCUGAGCCGCCAUGACAUGUUGGCCUGGGUCAACAACUCUCUCAAGUUGAACUACACCAAAAUCGAGCAGCUGUGUUCGGGCGUGGCCUACUGCCAGUUCAUGGACAUGCUGUUCCCCGGCUCCAUCACUCUGAAGAAAGUCAAGUUUAUGGCCAGGCUCGAGCACGAGUACAUCCAGAACUUCAAACUGCUGCAGGCGGCCUUCAAGAAGAUGCAGGUGGACAAGGUCAUCGCGGUGGACAAGCUGAUGAAGGGCAAGUUCCAGGACAACUUCGAGUUCCUACAGUGGUUCCGCCGCUUCUUCGACGCCAACUACGACGGUCGGCCGUACGAGGCGGUGGCCGCCCGCCAGGGCCAGGAGGCGGGCUCGUCUGCCGGCGCCUCGGGCCUCCACUUUAACAAGCCCAAGAAGACGCUGAGCACUCUGAGCGCCGCCUCGGGCCCGGACAAGAAGGACAAAGCCGUGCGGUCGUCAUCGUCGGGGACCUCGCUGCUUCGCUCCAAGGCCGCCCCGAAGGCGGGCGGCGGCGGUGGCGUGACGGCGGCGUCGGCGCAAUCUCCCGCCAAAAGCGCCGCGGACAACAACAACAACAUGGCGGGCAAUGGCGACGCUCAUCUGGCCGAGCAGGUGAGGGCCUUGAAGAGCGACCUGCUGGAGCUGGAGAAAGAACGGGACUUUUACUACGGAAAGCUGAGAAGCAUCGAGAUGAUCUGCCAGGAGAAGCAGCAGGAAGACAGCGGGCUGGUCCAGCAGCUGGAGAAGGUGCUCUACUCCAUCGAGGACGGUGUCAACCCCCGGGAGGCCGCCAUUGAGCAGCCCGAGGAGCCAGAGGAAUAUUAA
This is a messenger RNA of Hemiscyllium ocellatum (epaulette shark), 882 nucleotides long. Its product is annotated as microtubule-associated protein RP/EB family member 1-like. Gene Ontology annotation, molecular function: microtubule plus-end binding. Lineage: Eukaryota; Metazoa; Chordata; Chondrichthyes; Orectolobiformes; Hemiscylliidae. Gene Ontology annotation, cellular component: spindle midzone; cytoplasmic microtubule; microtubule organizing center. Gene Ontology annotation, biological process: regulation of microtubule polymerization or depolymerization; spindle assembly; protein localization to microtubule plus-end. The coding region runs from base 1 to 882 and encodes 293 amino acids. The record is from RefSeq and is a predicted model, not a curated record. The transcript has a single exon.